CAAGACUCCUAUGAAUGACACAAAUCAUCAAACACCUCGAAAUCUCGCCGCAAGAAAUUCUAUUCAAUUGGUGUUCGAAUGCUAGACUAAAAUGAGGAUAUUCACAUGGUGUAUUCUCAAGCUUUGAGCAAUACCAAACACAACAUUCAAUAUCAACUUUGAAUGUCAAUCUUUUUGAGAAAGGAACAAGUACAGCUGAUUGUAUAUGAUACAGAAUGCGAGAUGAAGUGGAAACGGCCUUUCGCUGCUGGGAAAGUUUAUACAACACAAGCAAUUGGCCCGUGCACACCAUUUUUGGCCGUAACAUCAGCCUUGUGAUAUUUAAUCAUCAAACUUCUAGAAAACAAUUAUCAAAAACCUUCUCAACGACACACUUUCUUUUGUAAUUUAUCUGGUUACUUUUCUGAUACCCAAUUCAAUUCAUUUUCGUACAUAGAAUUUACGCAGCCUCAAAUCCGAUUCUUCGAUAUCGUCGAACAUUUCCUAUCGGUCUGCAGCAAAAACAACAAUCGCAUACAACCAAAACCCCUCUAUCUCCUUUCUUUCAAAAUGGAUCAAAGAGAACUUACCUCAAGAGUUUCGGCUCUUCAAAAGGCGAUCAAUGACAAAGAGCCGGCAGCAAACGUCAUUACCAUUAUGGAAACUCUGAAGAGAGAUGUAAAUGCCACUGAAGAACUUCUUAGGGCAACCAAGGCAGGAAUGGUAGUAGCCAAACAACGAGGAAACGCGAAUAAAGACAUUGCCAAGCUUGCCACUGAAAUCGUCACCAAGUGGAAAAAAACAGUCGAAGCCGAAAAAGAAAAGCGCAAAGCAAAGCAAAUGGCAUCCGGAUCUUCUCCUGCAGUUCGCAGUAACAGUACUUCCUCUCCUGCGCCCGCGCCUAGCGCCCCAGUCACGAAAGCCUUUAAAGGCGAUUCCUCAAAGCGAAGAUGGGAAACUGAUAAAGUCGAUACUAAGCGUACGGGUCUUCCAACACGCGAUGCUUGUAUUGGAUUAAUGUAUAAUGGUCUUGCUUUCAAAUGCGAAGAGCCUCCUACUCAUGUCAUUAUCAAGGCUAUGGCUGUUGAACAAGCUGCGUUUGAUCAUUUUGGUGGUGAGACGAAGGAAUAUAAAGAGAAGCUUCGUUCCCUCUUUCAAAAUCUCAAACAAGUAUCCAAUACGCAGUUGCGCAAGAGAGUCAUGUCGGGCGAUAUUGAUCCAGCUCGUUUUGUUGUCAUGACGCAUGAGGAAUUGAAAUCAGAGGAGAUGAAGAAGAAGGACGACGCGUUAGAGUUGGAGAACAUGAAGAAGGCUCAGGUGCCAAUGGCGGAGAAGAGUAUUAGUGAUGCUUUGACGUGCGGAAAAUGUGGUCAGAAGAAAGUUAGCUAUUCACAAGCACAGACUCGCAGUGCUGAUGAACCUAUGACGACUUUCUGCGAAUGUCAAGUUUGCGGUCAUCGCUGGAAGUUCUCUUGAACAAUUAAUCUUCGGCGAAAAUUUCUCUUCUCAGUUCGGUUUUAUUAUGGAUGGUUUAGGGGCAAAGGAGUGCAUAGGUGAAAUUUUUGUUUUCAGGGUGGUUUUCAAGCAUGGAGUUUACUCGAAAUACCUCCCGCAGGUCUCCCUAGAUUGCGGCUAAGUUAUGUUCGAUGAAAUUUCACAUAUCGCAUUUGAGUAAAUGAAGAUCGAUGGAUGUCUAGCAUGUGAUACACACAGAGCUUUCGGUAGUCACAUCAAUUAAAUCGAUACUAUAGAAACAUGUUCAUUUUCUAUUUAAUUCAUGCUGUCUUCGUGGCGAGACAGAUUAAGAAGCCAAAAAAUGCAGGACAUUGAGGUGCUCGAUCGCUUACGAAGUGGUAACGGAAAUGUAAAUGCUGCAAGAGCAACAUCUAGACUUGAUCAUGCAUAUCUAUCUAUCUAUCUAGAGAUAAACAAGGAGAGAGGAUUUUAAGUUCCAAUACAGAAGCGUGCGAGCU
Messenger RNA from Botrytis sinoallii, 1952 nucleotides. RefSeq lists its product as uncharacterized. Bases 550 to 1455 code for a protein of 301 amino acids. Gene Ontology annotation, cellular component: nucleus. The transcript is spliced from 3 exons. The record is from RefSeq and is a predicted model, not a curated record. Gene Ontology annotation, molecular function: RNA polymerase II transcription regulatory region sequence-specific DNA binding; zinc ion binding. NCBI's taxonomy places the organism in Eukaryota, Fungi, Ascomycota, Leotiomycetes, Helotiales, Sclerotiniaceae. Gene Ontology annotation, biological process: regulation of mRNA 3'-end processing; DNA-templated transcription; transcription elongation by RNA polymerase II.